AUGGCUAUAUCGGAUGAAAGGCAAAGGAUAAUGCCAAUGUACAAAGACCGUCAAACAGGUCAGGUCCUCGAGUACAAAGAAGCUGUUUUACUAACAAAUCCAGAAAAUCCAUUCCUCAAAGGAGAGUAUUUCUUUAGUACACAUUAUGCCGGAAAAUCUUUGGGAAUCAAAUUCCGUGGCGGAGAGCCAUGGAAGAAGGUUUUUGGUCCUGUUUUUAUCUAUCUCAACUCCGUUCAACCCGAUGAGGAUCCUCUUACACUCUGGACAGAUGCUAAAGAGCAGAUGUUUAUAGAAACAGAAAGCUGGCCAUAUGAUUUUCCACUUUCAGAAGAUUAUCAUUUUGCAGGUCAACGUGGUUCAGUUACCGGACGAUUGCUGGUUCGCGAUAGGUACUUUAACAAAGAGAUUAUGGCAGCAAACUCUGCUUAUGUUGGGUUGGCUCCACCAGGAGAUGCCGGAUCUUGGCAAAGAGAAAACAUGGGUUACCAAUUUUGGACUCAAGCUGAUGUUGAGGGGUACUUCUCGAUUAGAGGUGUCCGAGCUGGGAAUUAUAGCUUGUAUGCUUGGGUUCCUGGAUUUAUUGGAGACUAUAAAUACAAUAUUUAUGUUAGCGUUACGCCAGGAAGUAGAAUCAGGUUAGGCAAUCUAGUAUACAAUCCUCCAAGAAGUGGUCCAACAUUAUGGGAAAUCGGCAUCCCAGACCGUACUGCAGCAGAGUUCUACGUGCCUGACCCUAACCCGACUCUCAUGAACAAGUUGUACAUCGAUCGGACAGACAAGUUCAGGCAAUAUGGACUGUGGGAUCGGUAUUCAGAAGUAUAUCCUGAUGAAGAUCUGUCCUACACAGUUGGUGUUAGCAAUUACCAGACGGACUGGUUCUUUGCUCAUGUCAACAGGAAUACAGGAAAUAAAACUUAUAUACCAUCAACAUGGCAAAUUUUAUUUGAUCUCGAAAACAUUGAUGAGUCUGAAAAUUAUACUCUCCAACUGGCAUUGGCGUCAGCUAAUGAAGCAGAGUUGCAAGUUCGGAUAAACGACGGAGAGGCGGCAGACCCACACUUCACCACCGGGGUAAUCGGCAACGACAACGCCAUUGCCAGACAUGGGAUUCAUGGGUUAUAUUGGUUAUUCAGUGUAGAUGUACCUGGCAGUAUACUUCACAAUGGAAACAAUACAAUCUAUCUGAAACAGUCCAGAGGCAAAAUCCCUUGGAAAGGACUCAUGUAUGACUAUAUCCGUUUAGAAGGACCAUCUGAAUCAAAUUAA
This is a messenger RNA of Ilex paraguariensis (yerba mate), 1266 nucleotides long. NCBI's taxonomy places the organism in Eukaryota, Viridiplantae, Streptophyta, Magnoliopsida, Aquifoliales, Aquifoliaceae. The record is from the annotation of a GenBank genome assembly.